Messenger RNA from Dacryopinax primogenitus, 4181 nucleotides. RefSeq lists its product as uncharacterized. The coding region runs from base 69 to 3914 and encodes 1281 amino acids. The record is from RefSeq and is a predicted model, not a curated record. Gene Ontology annotation, molecular function: mRNA binding; N6-methyladenosine-containing RNA reader activity. NCBI's taxonomy places the organism in Eukaryota, Fungi, Basidiomycota, Dacrymycetes, Dacrymycetales, Dacrymycetaceae. Gene Ontology annotation, biological process: mRNA splicing, via spliceosome; regulation of alternative mRNA splicing, via spliceosome. The transcript has 3 exons. Gene Ontology annotation, cellular component: nucleoplasm.
CACGACUACACUCUGCAUUCAAUUCGAGACGCCGUGGACGAUAGAGCGUUGGGGAACAGAGGGAAAGGAUGGAUCAACAACAGGAUAGGCAUAGGACGCAGCAUCGGGCAUUUUCAGAUCCCGAACAGCCCUUCACUCCACCAAACUCCAUACCCUCUUUCGUCCCCCCUUCGGAGCCAUUCACCCAAGCGCAAACGAUAUACGACUCCUCCGCAUCUCUCCGCGCUCCCUGGGCGCCUGCUGGUCCCAACCCCGCCUCUGUAUCUACUGCUCCUGCCCCCGCAUCCACUGUGGGAAGACCUCCCACAUCCCCUCUACGUGCGGUCGGUGCCCAAGCACAGCGGCGAGAACCCCCGAGCCCAGAUCUCACAGGCGCAAGACUCGGUCCAGCCCUGAGCAACGACGGUUCUGCGGGCCCGGGAGAAGAAGAAGUUGACAUGCACCGUUCAGGCUCGCGCAGGUCUGACAGGCAAGUCCCGCCCCGUCGGCAGGAACCACAGCAGCCUCGCCAGCUCCCACUCGCGCGCCAACCCUUCCCACAAGCUCAGAUGUCCUAUGGUCCUGUCGGUGCCCCCGGAGACCCGUACGGCCGUCCCCCAGCAGCAGCAACGUACGCCAUGCCAAGUGUGUACGGGCAGCAGCCCCCGCCACUGCCUUACAACCCCCGAGGUUACUCACCCUCCUACCCCAGCCCAAUGCAGGUCAUGAUUGGGUCUAUGCCUGUCGUCGGCCCUCCAGGGACGUCCUACGCCCCCGGUGCGCCCUUUGGUUCCUACCAGCCCGCCCCCGAUCUCCUGACUUCCCCAUUGGCAUUUGGCAACCCCCCUCCGUUCUCCUUCCAGCGUAUCUCGCCUGACCCGGUUCCCCCGUUUCCCCAACCACCACGUGUGCCGCAGGGCCAGCGUCCGCCCUACCCACCAAGCUCCUUCCACUUCUCCCCUCCACCACCGGCAUCCCCACCACCUCCAGGCACUCGCCCGCUCCAACCACAGCAGCCCUACCCCCUCGGCUACCCCCCAGGUAGCUCAGCACUCCAGGGAUACUCCCCCGUCUUCGGAGUCCCCACUUCUCCCGUCUUCACCCAACCCCGAUUCCCAUCCUCCUUCCCUGGCUCAUUCCAAUCCCCUGAAGAAGUGCAAGCCCAAGCAGGAGCAGGGACAUGGUACUUCGUACCUAACCAGGAUCCGCAGAGCUCGUUUGACGCCCAGGCGCGGGCACGCGCACAUGCCCAUGGUCAUGGAGGUCAUACACCGCUUCAGCAACAAGCGCAGUAUCCCCAGGCAUAUGGGCUCGGAUUCCCCCACCCCCAAAUGAGGAACGAGGAUGGAUUUUCCGGCGCGGGGCAGUUGAGCCCGAGCAUGUUCCCUGCUGCACCGGUGGGAACAGGCGAGCAUCCGCUGAGAGCAUCAUACGGCCAUGGUCAGCGACCGUCGCUCUCCCAAUCCGUCUCUUCCCCACCUACGGAUGCUUCCUCCGAUCCACGCGUCCGUUCACCUGAGAGCACUCUGCGAGGCUCGACGUCAACCGCUGUCGGUGGUGCAGGGGACAGUUCCUUCUCCCAAGUCUCACAAAUCCCUUUUCCCUCCCUCGCCCCAGCCUCUGGGACCCAACCCAACCAGGCUAGUCGACCCCAACGUCGCCCGUCUUCCCCCACGCGUAAGCCCUACCAUCCAAACCCGCCUACGAACAGGUCAGAAUGGGUCAUGUGGGUCGGAAACGUCCCCCAUGACGCGACGCAUGACGAGCUAUGGCGCUACUUCAACCAACUUGUGCCUGUUCAGCCUUUUGCUCCCCCUGUACCUGGUGCCACUCAGACGAGCACUCCAGGCCAGGGCGGACCGGCACACACCGCCGAAGACCAACCUGGCGGCGUGAGCAGCGUCUUCCUCAUCUCCCGAUCCAACUGCGCCUUCGUAAACUUCAACUCGGAGAGUCACCUCGAGCGUGCGGUGGCGUUCUUCAACAACAAGCCUAUCCGGCCAAACGAUCCCCGUUGUCCCAGGCUGGUGUGCCGUGUAAGGCGGAAGGACGAUGACUUGCGCGCGGGAGUAGGCGGGCAGAGAGGUGUGGGUAUCCAUACCCGGUGGGUCAAGGAGCAACGGGAGAAGGAGAGUGAGGAGCUACAGGAUGCUACACUUGGAAUGGGUGGGAAACUUGGGGAGGAUGAUGACCAACCGCCGGAUACGCCCACGCGCCAAAAGACUUUGGGUCAUCAAGGCAGCUCGGGAAGCUUCACCAGCACCAACUCGAGCUUCUUGCAAAAGUAUUUCCCUAAGCGGUACUUUAUUUUAAAAUCGCUUACUCAGUUUGAUCUCAAUCUUAGUGUUGAGCGGGGCAUCUGGGCCACACAAGCGCACAACGAACCCGUGCUGGACCAGGCCUUUCGCACAAGCACAGACGUCUACCUUAUAUUUGGUGCGAAUAAGUCUGGCGAAUUCUACGGCUAUGCGCGUAUGGCCGGUCCGGUUCAGUAUCCAGGCAAAAUAGACAAAUCGGAAAACCGCAUCUCCUGGGCCUCCCGCACCGAGAGCUCGCAUUCGUCAAAUAAGAGCAUCGAGGGCCCGCUGAGCAAGCGACCCUCGCAGCCGGAGAUGAUCGCAGAGGAUCAAGAGGGUGAGAAGCGCGAGGAGAAAAAACAGGAUGAAGGAUCCCCCCAAACCCAGUUGGCCGACAAUGGCACUGAGAUAGACCGAGCUAUUGCUGAAAACCCGCAACCUAAACAAGAUGAAGCGAUGGACGUGCCUCCGUCCUUGGAAGUAUCUGCACCUGAGAUCGAAGAGUCAGCGGUUCCCGAAGGGUCACUUGGGGAACGCCGAGAAGAGGUCCCCGGUCCAAUGGUGCUUCCUCGUACUCUAGUGGAAACCUCAGAGGGAAGCCACUCAAUUGCGGCCUCUCCCCAACCUAUGACUUCCGAUGAAUCAAAAUCGCUGGAAGACCUUGAGCCAAACGAGACGCGACCUGUCCAUCACCCACAUUUCUGCGGCAUUCUCAGCAGACGACAAAGCCUAAGACCCGCCCCUCAACCAACUGGCGACGAUGCGCCAAAGCCGCCUCUCCCUCUGGACGUUGCUUCUGCUCCUGCAGAGAUUGGUCCGGAACGGAAAGGGUUCUCGUUUGACCAGACUGCGACCCAUAACACCAUUGAUGGGGGUGAGGUGUACCAGUCUUCCAGUCUUCCCGUUACUUUGGCAAGUCAGCCCGCUGGAAAUGAGGUCGUCGCCGGCGCCUUAUCGUCAGCUGCUGACAUACAGGCUACACUUGGCUCGUCAAGCUUACCCGGCGAAGUUGACAAGGACGGCAUAAUGCGCAGGGAUACCGCUCUAUCACUGGAAGACACCCGAGAGCAUGAAAAAAUGCCUGUACCCGAGCGGCAGAGGCCCGCAGAAUCGUUAGACCAGCCAGAAGAGCGUACAACCGGCCCGAGCGAGAGUACCGUGCUACCUGAAGAAGAACCGGCCCAUUCACCUGCAACUCCAAAAUCUCCGGAGGUGGAAGCCAGUCAUCGGCCAGCUGGCAAGGAGGAGGAAUCAUGGGGAACACCAUUCAAGAUUGAAUGGAUCAAAGUCGAACCUUUGCCUUUUUAUCGCGCGAGACAUCUCCGAAACCCGUGGAAUAACGACAGAGAGGUGAAAGUGUCUCGUGACGGCACAGAAUUGGAGCCAACUGUAGGCGCUCGUCUACUUCAAGAGUGGGACCGCUUGCCAGAGGAACCGACACCUGCACCUGCAGCCUCUGGGCGAAACCGUGGCUCUCGACCCCCCUUCCGAACCACCUACUCUACCCCUUCCGCACAAAUGACUGCUAUGCAAAAUUCGUCUUUGUCUAUUUCACCCUAUAUCCCUGGCAGAGAUAAUACGGGCAAUGUUCCUCAAUGGCUAUUUCAAGGACGAAGUCAAAUUCCUUGGCAACAAUGACAUUGACCCAGUCAAUUCGCUUUCCUCCUCAAUCUCGCCAUUCAUUUCGUCAACUUGAAUUCCACGCAUCAUCCAAUCCACCUUUCCAUCGUUGUCCAGCAUUCAUGACCUGGAGGCGAUUCCAUACCCUGGAUGUCGCCCUCUCACGCCCUCCGACCACGACCAUUCCUCCUGUCCUUCAAUCCAAUGGCUAGCGUAUUCAUAAGCCCAUGUCUUGCAUCAGCAUCAUCCGGUCGACCCCUGUAAUGCCCUAUUCGCAUCAUUUCC